Messenger RNA from Trichomonas vaginalis G3, 2574 nucleotides. RefSeq names its product armadillo (ARM) repeat-containing protein family. NCBI's taxonomy places the organism in Eukaryota, Parabasalia, Trichomonadida, Trichomonadidae. The coding region runs from base 1 to 2574 and encodes 857 amino acids. The transcript has a single exon. The record is from RefSeq and is a predicted model, not a curated record.
AUGGUAGAAGUUAAUCUUUCUCGAUGGAUUCAAGAUCUAUCUAAUAUUUUAGAAGCAGACAAUGACGCAAGAACUCAAGCAGAAUCGGAAAUAUAUGAAGUUUUGCAAAAAAAUCCUUCAGCUGCAAUUACAUUUUGUGCAGAAACGAUUGGCAAAGAAGAUAUUCAAAGUUCGAUCAAAUUUCAAGCAUUUAACUUCAUGAAUAUUUAUUUUCGAAAGCAACAAUACAGUAAUGUAACUAAAUUUCACUUAUUAGAUCAAAACAUCAAAGAUAUUAUCCUAGAAGUCGGAUUAUACGGUUUACUCUUUGUAAAUGAUUCUCCAAUCCAACAAACAGCCUCCAUUUUACUUGCAAAUUAUUCCUCAAAAUUACGAGGUGUAGAAUUACAAAACGAAGUCCUAAACAGAAUAUUUACCACCUACAAAGAGAACUCCAACGAUCUACCAGGCCUAAUUAUUGCAAUUUCAUAUGCAAUUGGACAAAUAAUUAAUUUUUGCAAUUUAAUCGAUUCGAAGCAGAAAAUCGAAGUUCUCAAUCAAAUUCUACAAGAAUGUCUAAUCUACAUCUCUAACGAGAGCUCCGAAGAAUACAAUGUUUUACAAAUUGUCAAAUCCAUGGGAAUUUUCAUUAAAUAUUGUUCAGACGAUGUUGCAUCCAUAGAUUAUGUACAGAGCAUAUGCCAAAUCUAUAAUAAUUUGUUCCGUUACCAAUCAAUUGAAAUAAUAAUUUCAUGUUGUGAAAAUUUAUUUGAAUUAUUCAGAAUUAUUUAUCCCAGUAUUGAAAAUUUUUAUUUUUCUUUUGUCAGUUUCAUUGAUGAGUGUUUUAAAGUAGAUGAGUGUUAUUACCAUGCUUUAAAGUUAUUACACAGCAUGGUAAUAACAGAAGUUAAUCAAAGAUUGGAGUUUAGUAUUUCACAAGUUAUUUUUGAAACUUUUUUUUCGAAAUUUGGAGAAAUAUUAAAUUCAAUAACUAAUAUAGAAGAAGAUACAUUUACAGAAGAGACACCAAUGAAUGUAGUUACUGAUAUAAUAUCAUCUAUGUAUAAUAUCAAUAGCGAAGUCAUAUCAAAUUAUAUCCAACAAAAAUUUGAAGAAGGAAUUAAUUCAGGGAACUAUAGUUUAUGUUUUGGAUCGAUAUAUAUCUUAUAUUCACUCAUAAAUCAUCCACAAAUUGAAGUUUUGGACUUCAUUUAUGAUUGUAUUUUAAAAAUUUCUCAAAAUCAAGUAGUUAUUACACACAUUGGUACAUUAAUUGCUUCUUAUGAUUUAAUUGCUGUUAUUAUUGAUAAAUUAUAUGAUAUCUUUAAUCGUCAUGAAGAUUUUCCAGAAAUUAUCUUCAAUUUCAUUCAAAUUUGUUUAGAAAUGGAUUCUAGAGUCAUCAAAUCAGCAGCUUUGGUAGCAAUGAAUUUAGUUGAACUCUUAUAUCAUGCUAAAUAUAGAAUUGAUUUCCAGAAACUCCAGAAUUUCUAUACAUCGUUGUGGUCGAACCAAGAAGUGUUUGGACCUGUUCUUUGUUCGAAUUUUUUCGAAUCAUUUGGUUCAUUUUUAUAUCAUACAGAAAACAAUGAGUUAGCAACAGAAAUGCAGAAAAUGAUAACAGAGAAUAUAAAUGAGCGUAUGAAUAUUCUUGAAACAGCUCAAUAUGAAAAUGAAGAUAUAGAAUUUCAUAAAUUUGUAAUUAAUUGUUUGUUAGUUUGCUUGGAUAAGUCUGUAAGAAGAUAUAUUGGACCAAAUAAAGAGAAACCAAAUAAUGAUUUGUAUGAAUAUCAGAUAAAAACAGCUGUUAGAGCUUUAAAUCAUAGUUCUGAUUCUUUUAUGAUGGUAGCAAUCGAAUUCCUAGCAAAACUAAGCCAAAUCAACAUGAAUAGUGAUCAUAUAAGUUUAAUCUUGGAUCAUAUUGUUCCUGGACUUUCACAAGGAGAUAAAACAAAUUUUGACUACUCUGUGACCAUCAUCACUUCACUUUCCAAUAAUUUACAAAAAUCAUUUGACCAAUUUGCCUCACAAACGUUUUUGAUUGUAUUUGAGAGAAUACAGAAUGUAUGGAAUAUAAUAACACCAGAUUCACUUGGUUACGGACUUGUUUGUCUAGGAACUUUGAUGAUAAAUAAUUUUUCGGUUUUGGCGGAUUAUAUUAAUAAUAUGUAUGAUGUAAUAAAUCAUUGCGUGCUGAGAAUAAUAGAAUCAAUUUCUGAUGAAGAUAAAAACGAUUUUGGAAUCUAUUUUAGAGGAUUGAUAAAAGCAGAAACAGGAUUCUUGACUGCAAUAAAGGAAUGCAAUGUAGAUCGUGAUGAAGAAGUUUUAAAUGCGUACGUGUCGUUAAAGAAAAAAAUUUCAUCAUAUUAUAUUUUGAAAAUGCAGAAAUUUAUUGAUCCGGGUAUUUGGGUACCUGAUUUUAUUGAUUUGCUGUUUAGAAUGUAUGAUUUCGCUGUAAUUUACAGAUUUCCAAAAUAUAACGUUCAAUUUCAUUUGAAAAUUGUUGCAUUCGUCAAAGAAUACUUCGCAGAGAAUGAAAGAAAUAUAUCUGAAGUACAAAGAGUAUCAAUGCUCUUUGAUAGUUUUGCAUCUUUAUAA